AUGGGAAACUGUUGGAGUCUUCAACCCUCAGCCGAUCGGCCACAUACAAAUACUGCAGCUGACACUAACAAUCAAUCAGGGAGACUUCCAUUUUCUUUUGGUCUCAGCAACUUAGGAUUGAUAGAAAAUGGCAAUUCCACUUCUCUUGGGCGUAGCAGCAACUCUGGAGGAAAUAGCAGACUAUUUAGUGGUAGUAAUAAUCACUCAACAGGAAAUAAUACAAGUGCAUCCUUUUGGGGCUCUGAGAAUAGCCAGAUCUGUCGAGUAAGAGAAGAUGAGGAGUUUCCUUAUGGGCAUCUCUUGGAUACUGCAAACUUGAAAGUUUUUACUUUGGCAGAACUGAAAGCAGCCACUAGAAAUUUUCGUCCAGAUACUUUAUUAGGAGAGGGUGGGUUUGGUAGAGUAUACAAGGGUUUGUUUAAGGAGAGAGCAACGUCAAAAAGAGACGAGGAUUCGACUAUUGCCAUAAAAAAACUGAAUUCUCACAGCACGCAAGGAUUUGUAGAAUGGCAGUCAGAGGUGAAUUUCUUAGGAAGGCUUUCUCAUCCCAACCUUGUAAAGCUGUUGGGAUUUGGGCGUGAGGAUGGUGAGUUAUUUCUGGUGUACGAAUUUUUGCACCGUGGAAGCUUGGACAACCACCUAUUUGGAAGAGGUUCAAAUGUUCGUCCACUUUCAUGGGACAGAAGGCUGAAAAUUAUGAUUGGAGCAGCUAGGGGACUAAAUUUCCUUCACUCCUUGGAGAAGAAAAUUAUAUACAGAGAUCUCAAACCCUCAAAUAUACUACUUGACAAGGGAUACACAGCCAAGUUGUCAGACUUUGGCUUGGCUAGAUCUGUUCCUUCUGAUGAUCGCACUCAUGUAUCAACACAGAUUGUGGGGACAUGUGGCUAUGCCGCCCCUGAGUACAUUGCCACAGGUCAUUUGUAUGUGAAAAGUGAUGUAUAUGGAUUUGGGAUUGUUUUGUUGGAGAUACUAACCGGUAAGCGGAUAGGCGAGAUAACACGCCUUAGUGAGCCAAAGUCCCUACACGAUUGGCUCAAAUCAAACCUGUUAAAUAGAGCAAAAUCGAGAAGCAACAUGGAUGCAAAGUUGGAAGGAAGGUAUCCACCGAACUUAGCUUCACAAGUAGCUCAACUUGCUCUCAAAUGCAUCCAAAAAGAGCCCAAAGUUAGGCCAUCAAUGAAGGAAGUCCUUGAAACAUUGGAAAGAAUUGAAGCAGCCAAUGAGAAACCAGCUGAUAAUAUAAAGAGGACUACAAAUUCCAGGGCAGCUCAGCUACAUGGUCAACCAGAUGGUGGUUAA
Molecule: messenger RNA, 1302 nt
Organism: Lathyrus sativus (Indian pea)
Lineage: Eukaryota; Viridiplantae; Streptophyta; Magnoliopsida; Fabales; Fabaceae
Source: the annotation of a GenBank genome assembly